AUGUCCGAGAAAACGCAAAAAGACAUUUUCACGCUGUUUGACAGACAGGCCAAAGGCACGAUUUCGAAACAGCAGCUUGGUGACUACCUGAGAGCCAUCGGCUUCAACCCCACAAACGCACUGGUAGAAGAGGUGGGUGCCGACGCCGCGGACGCGCUAACACUUGAGGAAACUACAGCUUUGGUCACACAGCACCGUGACGCGUUGGAGAAGACCACACAAGGCAAGGUGGACGACUUCAUCAAAGCUUUCCAGGUCUUUGACAAGGAAAACAAGGGCAAGGUAUCUGUUGGAGACAUCCGGUACAUGCUGACCGGACUGGGUGAGAGACUUUCAGACGCCGAGGUCGAUGAGCUGCUGAAAGGCGUCGAGGUUGACUCCGAUGGCGGCGUCGACUACCGCAAGUUCAUCGAGGACAUCUUGAGGCAGUGA
This is a messenger RNA of Lachancea thermotolerans CBS 6340, 432 nucleotides long. It is a transcript of the gene MLC1, whose product is annotated as Mlc1p. The record is from RefSeq and is a predicted model, not a curated record. Gene Ontology annotation, cellular component: myosin II complex. Lineage: Eukaryota; Fungi; Ascomycota; Saccharomycetes; Saccharomycetales; Saccharomycetaceae. Gene Ontology annotation, biological process: mitotic actomyosin contractile ring assembly. Gene Ontology annotation, molecular function: calcium ion binding. The transcript has a single exon. Bases 1 to 432 code for a protein of 143 amino acids.